UCAGUGAGGGCAUUGAGUGCCCAAUGGGCCAUUAUUGUCCUAUAGGCACCCAUCAACAAAAUCAGCACCCAUGUCCAACUGGGACUUUUAAUCCUCACACAAGGAUGUCCAGCCAUGAAAACUGUUUACCCUGCCCUCCAGGAUUUUUCUGUGAGUCUCCUGGACAAAGUGCUGUGUCUGGACCAUGUGCAGCUGGAUACUUUUGUCUUUCAAAAGCUGUAUCCUCUGCACCUUUGGAUGGAGAAACAGGUGGCAGAUGUCCUCAGGGAUACUACUGUCCCUUGGGGUCCUCAUCUCCUGAACCGUGUCCACUGGGCCAUUAUAGCAACAGCAGCAGGAACACUAAGCGGGAUGACUGUCUGCCCUGCCCUGCAGGAUUUGCUUGUUCCAGCAGGGGGCUCUCCUCUCCUUCUCAUGUGUGUCAGAUGGGCUACUACUGCCCACAGGGUCAAAAUUCCAGCCAGCCUGUCAAUUACAUCUGCUUAUCUGGGCAUAUGUGUCCAACUGGCAGCACCGUGCCGAUCUCGUGUCCCCUUGGGACUUAUCAGAAUUUACAGGGGCAGGCGGAAUGUUCUGUGUGUCCUGCAGGAUUUUUUUGUGCCAGUUUGGACACAGAGAUAGGCGGAACCUCCACACCUGUACCUUGUCCUAAGGGAUAUUACUGCCCUCCAGGCGCAGAGUCAGGAAUGAGCUUCCCCUGUCCUGUGGGCACUUUUAACGGUCAGUUAGGCCUGUCCAGGGUGAACCAGUGUGUCCCCUGCCCCCCUGGUAAAUACUGCAGCUCCUCUGGCCUGGAUGCCCCAACGGGUGACUGUUCUCCAGGUUUUGUGUGUAUCCAGGGUGCCUCGCUAUCAGAGCCAGUUGGAGAUUCCACAGGAAGCAGAUGCACAGCUGGCUUCAACUGCCCGGGGGGUACCAGGCAUAUGGAGCCCUGUCCUCCGGGCACAUUUGGUUCAUUAGAAGGUGCAGCAUCUGUACAGAUGUGCCAGUUGUGUACGCCAGGGCAGUACUGCGGAGAACCUGGACUGAGUUCACCCUCUGGCCCUUGUAGUGCAGGAUACUAUUGUACUCUAAGGUCACACUCCCCUACACCUCAAAACUACAAUAAAUCUGGAUGUGAAGUGUCUGGGACAAUUCAUUCGGUGGAGAAUAGUCAUCCUCGGAUUGAGUUCAUUGGGGGUGUCUGUCCUGCAGGGCACUAUUGCCCCACUGGGAGUACACAGCCAGAACCGUGCCCUCCAGGUACCUUCCUGGGCCGAUGCGGCGCUACAUCUGAGACAGACUGCCAUCUCUGUACCCCUGGAUCAUACUGCCCGGACUGGGGCCAGAUCUCGGUAGAGCUCCUGUGUCCUGAGGGCUGGUUCUGUCCGGCUGGUUCUGUAACAGGACAUCAUCCUGACCGUCAGUGUCCUCCUGGUUACGCUUGUCCGUAUGGCACUGUCGAACCCACCAUCUGUCCACCUGGUACUAAUCAGCCUCUGCCGUUCCAGGCUUCCUGUCAACCGUGCCCAGCAGGGUUCUACUGUUUGGAGGGUAGCUCCACCCCCUUGCCCUGUCCUGCAGGUACUUUGAGUAUGAUUGAGGGCUUGGCCUCUCAGCUGGACUGCGCUCCAUGUCCUCCUGGGUUCUACUGUAACGUCAGCGGGCUAACCAGGCCUUCAGGAGUUUGCUCUGCAGGUCAUUUCUGUUUAUCUGGAGCCACGGAGCCUACCCCAGUCUCACAGAUGUAUGGGGACAUCUGCCCAGCAGGAUAUUACUGCCCCGAGCAGAGCGGUGUUCCUUUACCCUGUCCUGUCGGGUUCAUUUUUACAGACAAGGGUGGCACCUCUUUUAAUGACUGCACCCCUUGCCCUCCAAGUAGAUAUUGCUCUGCGCCGGGAUCCUCUAAGCCUUCAGGUUUUUGCGCUCCUGGCCACUAUUGCAUUGGAGGUGCGCAUACUGCAGCGCCCCAGGCCACGCCCUCUCAGCAAAACUGCUUUUGUGACCUCAUACCAGUGCCACUCCUCCAGAAGUAUGAGCUUUGUCAUAAGAAGCACAACUUAACCUGCUCAAUUCACACUCCUGAUGCUGUGGAUGUGUGGAGUGCUCUGGAUCUCAGGCCUAUGUCCGAUGAAGCACAAUCUGAACUUUAUAGAGAAUCUCCACAGCAUAUCACGCAAACAUGUGCUGGCUUUAAAGGAGACGUUUGUCCCAUAGGAUCUUAUUGUCCUGUGGGUUCAUCGCUUCCUCAGCCAUGUGAUGCAGGAUUUUAUUGUAACGAGAGUGGACUGCACAUCCCUGUGGGUCUAUGCUUUCCGGGAUUCUACUGUCCCACAGGCUCUUCAGAUCCCAAUGCUGUGCUCUGUCCUCCUGGACACUGCUGUCCCCGAGGCACACCAUUAGCCCUGCCCUGCCCGGAAGGGACCCUAAGAAACUCUGCUGGGGGAUCGAGUGUAGAGGACUGCCAACAGUGUCCACCUGGAUAUUUCUGUGAGCAGAUAGGCCUUACAGAACCCUCAGGUUUGUGUUCAGAGGGAUUUUACUGCCCUGGAGGACAGAAAUCAUCCAGACCACCAGAGUAUGUGUGUGAUGCAGGUCACUUCUGUGAAAGGGGAAGUGUAAUGCAGAGGCCGUGUUUCCCAGGUAGUGUCCAGCCCAGUAUAGGCCAACACAAAUGUGAGCUGUGCCCUUCCCGCUUUUUUUGCCCCGAGAAAGCUAUGAUAUACCCAAUCCAAUGUCAGCCUGGCUUUUACUGUCCAGUUGGGGCAGCCAAUCAACAUCCAUGUCCAUCUGGGAGUUAUGGGAACCAGUCUGAAUUGGCUCAGUCUUCUGAAUGCACUCUGUGUGACCCUGGGACCUAUUGUAUGGGGUCAGGAAAUGUUUCCCCGACUGGCCCUUGCAGUGCAGGUUUCUUGUGUUUUGGAGGCGUAUCGGUUCCAUCACCAACCGAUAAUGAGACUGGAAUGCCUUGCCCCUCUGGUUCUUACUGUGCUGCUGGAAGUUUUGCUCCUGUACCUUGUCCUAAGGGCACAUUUAGCAAUCAGCUUCAACUGUCCAACCUUGGUCAGUGCCAAAACUGCACACCAGGGUUUUACUGCUCAGUGCCAGGCCUGACAUCAGUCAGUGGACCCUGCUUACCAGGGUUUUAUUGCAGUGGGGGAUCUCCAACCGCAGCUCCUGUAUCAGCCGUGUUUGGCGAUGUUUGCCCUCCAGGUCACUAUUGUGAGAUUGGGAGCGCUGUGCCAACCCCCUGUGCAGUGGGCAGCCAGCGCUCUGAUACUGGGGGAAAGGGUGCAGAGGACUGCAUGCCUUGCCCUGGAGGGCAGUUCCAGGAUCAGCGAGGGCAAAGGGAAUGUAAACCCUGUCCUCCUGGAUUCCACUGCAUCAGCUUCACACAGGACUUUACUGGGGUCAGCACACCUCUCAUCUGUCCUGAAGGCUUUUUCUGCCCCAAUGAAACUCAACCUGGAAACCCAGUUCCUUGUCCUAAAGGAACAUACAGUGAUUCUGUAGGCCUUGUGUCAGCAGAGCAGUGCUUAGUGUGUCCUAUGGGCUAUUUCUGCGGCUCGGAUGGACUCUCUAAACCGUCUGGACCCUGCGCUCCUGGAUUUCUCUGUUUUAUUCAGGCCACAGUUCCCAACCCAACUGACAAUAGCACUGGCACCUUGUGUCCACCAGGGGCACACUGCCUUCUAGGACUAAGAGCAGGUGAAUGUUCAGCAGGCUAUUACUGUGACUGGGGCUCCAGCAGCCCAGAGCAGAGUCUCUGUCCUGCUGGCUUCUAUUGCCCCACAGGCACCCCAAAGCCUCUGGCCUGCACUUCAGGCACUUUCAGCUCAAUCAUGGGCAACAGCCAGAGAGAAAACUGUGAGCCGUGUCCAGCAGGCUUCUACUGUCAGGGGGAAGGAGUGGCAGAGCCUCUUCCUUGUCCACCAGGGCAUUUCUGUCCCUCAGGUACAUCACAGGGCACUCAGUUCCCAUGCCCUCCAGGAACAGUGCAGCCUAUUUCUGGUGCAGUCAGUUCUGAAGAAUGUCUGCCAUGUCCUUCAGGCAAGUUCUGUGCUAAUCAUGGUCUCUCAGAGCCUACAGGGAGUUGCCAGGAUGGGUAUCACUGUCCCUCAGGUUCCACCAGUCCCAAUGGCACUGGAAACGAGAAUAAAUCUACAGGCAACAACAUGUGCCCAGCUGGUCAUUAUUGUCCAACUGGUAUCGGCUCGCCUCUCCCAUGCCCUGCGGGAACCUUCUCUAGCUCCCCAGGGUUAAGUGUGGCGGAGCAGUGCCAGCCGUGUCCUCCUGGGUUCUUCUGUGAGGAGCCUGCAAUGGUCCAUCCCUCAGAAGCAGCUCUGUGUGAUGCUGGAUAUGUGUGUAUCAAUGGUAGCCAUAGUGCUCGACCAGUCGAUGGACUACGAGGUUACAUCUGCCCCAGCGGACAUAGCUGUCCCAUUGGUGCUCCACUAGAAGUGCCAUGUGAGCCUGGCACGUACAGCAAUGCACCUGGGGCUGCCCACUGUCUCUUAUGCCCAGCUGGUACAAUGUGUCCUUCCCCUGGCACACAGGAGCCUUUACCAUGUCCUAUGGGUCAUUAUUGUCCUAGUGGCACUGCUAUGGCUGUGCCCUGCCCGGUUGGCACAAUGGGUCAGAUUACCAGGGCUCAGUCUGUUGCUGCCUGUGUCUCCUGCCCUACCGGCCUCUACUGCGGUUUACCUGGUUCAUCACAACCGCAAGGUCAAUGCCAGCAGGGUUAUUUUUGCCAAGGAGGGUCUGCAUAUCCUGCUCCUUUGAAUAUGUCUGGCUAUCUCAGAAAUGGCCCGUGCCCACACGGUCACUUUUGCCCUUCUGGUACCUUGAUGCCACUGCCUUGCCCAGCGGGCACCAUUCGUAACCUCACUGGGGGUUACUCCAUAGAAAGUUGUCUUCCCUGCCCAGCCGGGCACUAUUGUGCCAGUGAGGGCCUUGAUUCUCCAACUGGACCUUGUGCUGCAGGCUUCUACUGCCCUUUAGACUUCUCCUCCACCACCCCCCACGCCUUCCUCUGCCCCAAGGGUCAUUACUGUCCCUUGGGCUCUCCUCUGGCCUUGCCCUGCCCCACGGGACAAUACCAGCCUAAUCCAGGCUCUGACAACUGCAUCCCCUGUCGUCCAGGCUAUUACUGUGAGGAGGCAAUUAUCGGAGACCCCCGGCCUUGCCCGCCACACUCCUACUGCCCUGCAGCCACUAUGAUUCCACAACCCUGUCCCAAUGGCACACACACUCCUCCUGAGGCAGUGGGUCUGCAGGAGGAGAGAGAGUGCUUGCCCUGCCCACCAGGAAAAUUCUGCAGGGUUGGCAAGGUCAAAGGUCAGUGCGCUGCUGGUUAUAUAUGCUUCUCUGGCAGUUCAGAGUUCACCCCGCAGGGUAACGUUCAGCUCAACAGAGAUCAUUGUGAGUGGGGUGUGCAGUGUGCUGGACCCUGUCCUGCUGGAUUUUAUUGCCCUGAGGGAACAGAAGAGCCUUUAACUUGCCCUGCUAACACUAUAAGACAAACCCCUGGCGGAAGCGAUGUACAUGACUGUCUAGUCUGUCCUCCAGCACACUGGUGUAAAGAGGGUGACCCAGUCCUACACAUAUGUCCACCAGGCUAUUAUUGUGACGGCAUAGCUGAUUAUGAGUCUGAGGGGAGGCCGGGGCCCAGAGAAUGUCCUCUUUUCACCUACAGGCCCACACCUGGGGCAGGAAGCAAAGGAGACUGUCUCAUCUGCCCUCCUGGCACCUUCUGUAAUUCCACAGGACUCAUUGACUUCUCAAGCUUUCUCUGCCCUCCGGGUCAUUGGUGUAGCGGGACAGGUUUCCCAGUGCUUUGCCCCGCAGGCACCUUUAGGGCACAGCCGGGGGCAGCUUCUGCUAGCCACUGUGAGCUUUGUCCUCCUGGAACCUACUGCCCAGACCCUCGCACCACAAGCUAUGCUAAUACAGCAGGCAUCCCUUGCCGAGCUUCUUACGAAUGCCCCACAGGUUCAGUCAUGGAGAUCCCCUGCCGAGCUGGUUCAUACUGCGGAGCUCAGACAGGUGUGCCCACGCUGUGCCCUGCAGGUUACUUUUGUCCUGAAAGAUCUCACACCUACAGCUCACCACAGCAAGUGUGUAGUUUUCCAUAUUACUGCCCAGCCAACAGCUCUGUUAUGCUGUCCUGUGCUGACGGCUGGAUGCCGUUGAACACCAGAGGGUUGAGGACGUCACAGGAGAGCAGCUGUGUGAUGUGUGCGGCCGGCACUUACCGGCUCAGUCUGUCCUCUCACCUUAACUGUCUCCUGUGCCCUCCAGGAUAUCACUGCCCACCAGGCUCACACCAUUUUAGUGGUCAGCACUGUCCAGUGGGAUACGUUUGUCCGCAAGGCACAUCAGAACCUAUUCCAUGCCCUCCUGGAUCAUAUGGAAACCGUUCUGGUGCCGAAUCACAGGAGGAUUGUCACAAAUGUCCACUGAGCACCUUCAAUCACCUUCAUGCCCAAAGAGCCUGUUUCCCUUGCGGGAGCUCGUCCACUUCGGCAGCUGGAGCAUCCUCUUGCACAUGCAUAGGUAAGAACCGUGCGUUUCAGCACUCGGAUGGCUCGUGCUUGUGUAAAACAGGGUUCGUCUUCUAUAAUGAACUGGACUUCAAAAGCUCCACCGCUGACAGUGAGUUUGACUGUCAGCCUGAGGCGAAGAAGCGCUGUUGGGCGGGGCAAGUGAGACUGGCGUCUACGCUGGAGUGUGUUGUACCAUCUACCUACUCUUGUAACGUGACGUGCGGACCCCAUGGUGGGAGUCUGGAUGUUGGGAUGGGCAUCUGUCACUGUGAGAGGUAUGUGUCCGUUGAGGAGCUGUGUAACUCCUCAUGUCUGUCCACACUGCCCGUGCUGUCUGCCAGGCUGCUCAAUGAUGGACAGCUACUACUGAGAAUCAAAGGCUCAGAUGAAAGCAGGACCUGGAGCAGGAAAAUGGUAAAUGUACUAGGACCUAACGUCCACGUCAAGAACAUUGGCAGGAUCCACUUUGUUCAGUUUGCGCCUGAUGGAGUGUUUGGAUGGAUUUUGAAAGACCUUCUUCUCAUUGAUUCUUUACUGACAGAACGAGUCGAAAUUCUGGAGAGAGAUUUAAGGAGAAAAAGAGAUGCUGAUCAAAAUGAGAUUUUCAGGCAUCUUCCACGUAUUCCAAAUCCUAUAGCCUGUCUGUCCCUGAAUGACAUGCUCAUCUUUCAGCUCACUAUAAACCACACAGGCCGCCAGCUCAGCCACUUCCCAGUGUACCAGAAAGAUCAUCUGUUCAGCAGUAACCCUGGCUGGGACUUUGGUGCUUUCAGACGUCUGCAGCAUCUCAUCAAACACACACAGCUGAAUUCCACCAGGUUUGCACAUGUGUUCAUGGAACCGGGCAAGUAUGUGUUCGUGGAUAACGCAGUGUCCGACUGGAGUCUGAUAGUGGUGGUGAGUGAGUGGGGCUCAGAGUGCAGCCCCUCCACAGCUGCGUUCCAACCCGUGACCCCUGCGCAACUAGUGCGACAUGGCAUCAUAAAACAACACAGUUUAAAUCUGCUUCCAGACUGGGGGAUCAUCACAGGGUGUUUAUCUCUGCUGGCGUUGCUGAUUGUAGUGUUGACAACUUCUGCCCUUGUCUUGAGACCUAAUCGAGCACACCUCAUAGCUCAGGGGAGGCCGAAAGCCAAAUGGCGGAGUUUGGGUGAACCCAAGGUUCCUAUUGAGUAUGUUUAUAAUACAGACUGUAUGGACGGCUCUGAGCCUUUGGGUCUCAGAAGGAUAGGAGAGGGAGCUGAAUCAGAGGAACCUGCUGUGUGCAAAGGAGGUUUCAAAAAUACACUGAUGGAGCUUGAGGAGUUCAAUGUGAAAACGCUGUAUGACAAGUUAGAAGAUCAGAAUUUACACCUGGCGUCCCAGCUGGCAAAGCAUCGUAAAGAUACGCAAGACUUCUACAGGAACAUGUGUCAGCAGAUUGAUGCUCUGAGGGACACACUAGAAAAUAUGGAACCCUCAAAGAUGAACCAGCUGAAAAAUAUGCUGGAUAAUGAAAUGCUGGUCAGAAAAGAAAGCACUCAUGCAGAGCCGUGGAUGGGGUUGAUGGGAGAUUUGCUGAAGUCUUUAGAAGCGGUCAUGUUCAGGAUGAAUGGAGAUGUCCUACAGCAACAGGACAGCACGGCUACAAACAGCCGCAGAGAAAGUGAACGUCACGCUGGAUACAUUCAAUUUUCCCCUGCAGACAUGACAGAACUCAAAGAAAAGAUGGAUACAUAUCCAUGCCACCGUACCUCAGGUCGGAGCACCGUCCCCUGCGUGAGUGAAGAGGAACUGGCCAAGUUUGUGUGUCUGACGCCUCUAUCCAGAACACUGCUGGAGAUAAAGGAGUCACUCCAGAUGCUUGUUCACACACCCAGUACAGAGGAAGUAAUCAUCAGCCCGGUGGAGAGUGAGAUGACACACCUGAUUCCUGUCGCCCUUGACAACCUUUCCCCACAGCAUUUUGCAGUCUUCCUGUUUGGCUGCCACGUUGUGCGUCUGUUGCACCGAGCCUGUGCUUUUCCCCCCGUCAUGCUGCUGUUGGCUAAGACGGUGCCGGUCUCUCACUGUGAUAACCUGCUGGCCUACUGCAAUAAAAACUUUUAUUACGACACAGCCAAUCAGAUCCUGUACAUUCUAGAGAGUAAACUUCAAAACGCUGGCCAGUUCAUCUCUGUUAUCUUGCAUACUAUGGCCUAUAUAACCUCAGGCUCAAAACCUCCUGAAUUCAUGAAAACCUUUCAUUUGGCCAUAUCAGCAUUAAGCAUGCAGCUGUUUCAUCACUCCUUCACCGAGGACCAGAGGAAGCAGCAGAGGGAUGAGGACACACAGGAGGCCUUUGGAACCAUAGUGGAGGACUUCUUCAGUGUUAAAGUACCUGCUGAAACUCAUUUCGCAGAGCACAUGCUGGCCGAGAGACAAAAGGUGUAUAAAUACUUUAAGUUGGAACAGCUCCUGAAUGAAUUAAAACCAACUUUAAAAGACAGACAUGGAGAAGGGCGGAGAAAAUCCAGCCUCAAAAUUCCCAUCCCAGGGCUAUGUGUGGAGAAAGAAAUAAACAAACUCGAUGAGGUUUACCAGGAGCUCUCCUCAAAGCUUGACAGUCUACCGGAAAAGAACACGCCGAAGUUAGACAAACCGCUGCAGGAUCAACACAUGAUGGUGGAACUUCAAAAAUGUACGGUGGAGCAGAGACUGAAGGAGAUGAAAGAAAGAUUUUCUAAACUCAGCUCAAGCCAGAGAAUCGGUUUUAGUGAAGAAAAAGCAGCUCACAGCAAAAUACAAGCUCGGGAAAACAGCCAGUCACCCAGCAAACAUAAACCAAACAGCGGCGGAUCAGAGGAGCAGCCGUCUGCCACAGCCAGGACAGCCCACAAAUAAAAAAACAGUAAACAUACGGACAAUGAUGAAGAAAAGGGUAUGACUGCUUAAGGAGUAAUGUACAGUAAUAAAUAUACUCUUAUUUUUUCCUAAAUAAAAAAAUAUAUGAAAAUACCCAACUAAAAUUAAUCUGAUGCAUUUUGGAGCACAAGUAUGUCUGGCAUGUUUUAUCUUUACUUCAAGCUCUGUUGCUUGCUCAAUCAAUAACUCUACGCAGUUUGUCAAUUGGUCAGCGCAGCUCUAAAUUCUACUCCUCUAGGGAGAACAGACUGUGAACAGAUUGGGGAGGAGAUGUGGCUAUCAUCACUCUCUCAGUACAACAACUCUGUGUCUCUGUGUGCUGAUAUGCUCAAGAAAGUUCCAUUGGCCGUGUGCCGUUUGCCUUUAUCACUUAGAUUAAACAAACUGUGUGUCUGCGCACACCAUCCAGGGUCAGUCUAUCCACUUAACAUAACUGUCAACCAGUGCGUACUGAUGCUGAACUGAAAUCCAUUAUAUUUCUAAAUGUCUCAGCGGUUUGAGUUCAUACAAUGGAAGUCGACAAGUUGUUGAACCAACGUUAUUCAAAAUAUCUUCCUUUGUGUUCCGCAGAAGAAAGAAAGUCAUACAGGUUAGGAAUAAAAUGAGAGUGAGUAAAUGAUGAAAGAAUUUUCAU
This is a messenger RNA of Triplophysa rosa, 10041 nucleotides long. RefSeq names its product zonadhesin. The transcript is spliced from 60 exons. The record is from RefSeq and is a predicted model, not a curated record. NCBI's taxonomy places the organism in Eukaryota, Metazoa, Chordata, Actinopteri, Cypriniformes, Nemacheilidae. The coding region runs from base 24 to 9386 and encodes 3120 amino acids.